Heteronotia binoei (common prickly gecko) is the source of this 2739-nucleotide messenger RNA. RefSeq names its product 5'-nucleotidase domain containing 2 (gene NT5DC2). The transcript is spliced from 14 exons. Bases 163 to 1983 code for a protein of 606 amino acids. Lineage: Eukaryota; Metazoa; Chordata; Lepidosauria; Squamata; Gekkonidae. The record is from RefSeq and is a predicted model, not a curated record. Gene Ontology annotation, molecular function: 5'-nucleotidase activity.
GCUGGUUUUUCAUUGGCUGGCUGUGUUGGAGGGUAGCUGGAUCCAGUCGUUCAGUGUUAAGCGGCCACCGCUUAGAGUGGGAGGUGCUGCGGGAGCUCCGUGGGUCGCUGAGGCGAUGGUUUUGUGAGCCUCCUGGAAAGGGGUUGUCUGCGCAGCGAGCCUAUGGCUGCCGUUGCGGUGAAGGCUGCGUGCAGUAGCCUCUGGAAGGGCAGCGGUGCCAGCCUGCAGCUGGUGGCCGCUUCUUCCAGCCACAGUGGCGGCUGUUCUAAAGCCAGUCCUUGUGGUGGAGGCAGCGGCGCCGCGGAGCUGGGAAACGGGCACGUCGGCUGCGGCCAGCAAAAGGCUCACCAGCAUCAGUCUGCGGGGUAUUCCUCCCAGCCCCCUUCUGUAAGCAGCAAAGCCAAGAAAUCGGCGGGACCCGGCCAUGCCGCGGCCAAAACGGCAACUGCUCUCUUGGGCAGCCAGCCCAGUCCGGUCGAGGGGAUCGACACCAAGUCCUACCUGUGGGCUAGGUACCACGAAAUGAAAAGGCUGGUUAACGAUCUUCUCCCACCAGGUGUCUGCAGUCUCCUUAAUCCAGCAGCUAUCUAUGCAAAUAAUGAGAUCAGCCUGGGAGACGUGGAGAUCUAUGGCUUUGAUUAUGACUACACAUUAGCACAGUAUUCUAAUCUGUUACAUUCAAUGAUAUUCAACACUGCCAGAGACAUCCUAAUUGAACAGUAUAAGUACCCAGAAGAACUUAGGAAAUAUGAAUACAUUCCAGGAUUUGCCAUAAGAGGACUGCAUUAUGAUGUGCAUAAGAGCCUUCUGAUGAAGAUUGAUGCUUUCCACUAUGUUCAGCUGGGUACAGCAUAUCAGGGUUUGAAACCAGUGCCGGAUGAAGAGGUUACUGAGAUGUAUGGAGGAACUCAGCACAUCCCAUUAUACCAAAUGAGUGAUUUCUAUGGCAAGGGUCCAUCAAUUAAACAAUUUAUGGACAUCUUCUCUCUUCCUGAAAUGACUCUGCUUUCAUCAGUGACUGAUUAUUUCAUGGCUCAUAAUAUUGAGUAUGACCAAGUUCAUCUUUACAAGGAUAUAAGUGAUGCCAUUAAAGAUGUUCAUGUGAAAGGAAUGAUGUACAAAUGGAUUGAAAAGGAUAUGGAAAAAUAUAUUCUUCAUGGAGAUGAAACCUAUGCCGUCCUAAACCGCCUGGUUAGCCACAAUAAAAAACUUUUCCUUAUCACAAACAGUCCCUUCAGUUUUGUUGAUAAGGGAAUGAAGUACAUGGUUGGCAAGGACUGGAGAGACCUCUUUGAUAUGGUCAUAGUGCAAGCAGAUAAGCCCAGUUUCUUCACUGAUAAACGCAAACCUUUCAGAAAAAUGGAUGAAAGAGGUUCACUUCACUGGGACAAGAUAAGCAAACUGGAAAAGGGGAAGAUCUACAAACAGGGAAAUCUGUUUGACUUUCUGCGGCUAACAGGCUGGCGUGGUUCCAAGGUCCUUUAUUUUGGUGACCAUUUGUACAGUGACCUUGCUGAUCUUAUGCUGCUCCAUGGCUGGAGGACAGGAGCCAUUGUUCCAGAACUGGAAACAGAAAUCCGUAUCAUUAAUACAGAGCAAUACAUGCACUCUUUGACUUGGCAACAGGCACUUACAGGACUUCUGGAAAGGAUGCAGAUGUAUCAAGAUGCUGAAUCAAAGCAAGUACUUCUAGAGUGGAUGAAAGAACGACAGGAAAUCAGAGCACUUUCAAAAAACCUGUUUAACCCCCAGUUUGGAAGCAUUUUCCGAACCUUUCACAACCCAACCUACUUCUCUCGGAGACUGAUUCGUUUUUCUGACAUCUACAUGGCAUCCAUCAGCUGCCUGCUGAACUAUGAUGUGAACUUCACCUUUUACCCUCGGCGAACCCCUCUGCAGCAUGAAGCCCCCCUCUGGAUGGAUCAGCUCUGUACUGGCUGCAUGAAGACGCCAUUCUUAGAGGAGAUGGUACACAUCCGGUGAAGGAAGGCAGGAUCCCAGAUUAAAAGCAUUGUGGCAAUAGAUGCUGUGUAUGAGGGGCUUUGACUGUUCUGCCACAAAUUGCUACCCAUUUACUGUCUGGCCAUUGCUACACUUUGCCUCCCAGCACUUCCUAAAGAAGACACCUGGGAUGGACUGAAUGAGAGUAGAAAAAAUGUCUUAUAGAAAUGAUUUACUGAUAGCCAGUAAAGACUGGAGGAAGGUUUUCUUUUUGCUAUAAAAGUUUCGGCACCAAGGAAAUUUGCCCAAGAUGAUCAAAUCUAGAUCUUGGGCUCCAAUCUUAAGUACAGGUGACUGCUAUUUUCAGCACCUAUAUAUGCUGCAUAGCUCUGUUUGACCUUGUCUGCACAGAAGUGUUAUGUUUAGAAGUACAUUAUCGGUGAUAGUAUUGUCAGACUGGAAUGUUUAUUCAUCCUUUAGUAGGAAUCUCUCCAGUGUUAAGACAUGAGCCCUGACAUGUUAUUCAGUAACCUGUAUCACUUUUGCCUUAUUGCUGAUACACAGUGCAUUUGAAUUGUUAAAAUAGAUAACGUAAUUGUCUUCUGUUGAAAAGACUUGUGCUCACAUGUAUUCAGAACAAGCAGUUGAGCAUGGUACAGGAAACAAUAAAGAGCAAAUGACGACAACGGACACAGAUCUGCUAAAUGGAUCUUAUUCUCGGCUUGCUUGGCCCUUCUAUGUCAGUCUGGGUAGAUGGGUGUCUCUGUUCAUAAAUAAACAGAAACUGAACUAAUGAGA